CCAGCUGAGACUGGCAGACGCAUUCCGCGUCUCUGAUCUGAAUCGGAACGCACACACGCCUCUCUGAUUCUAGCCGAGAACAGACUAACCGGCUCGGACGCGGCACGGGACAGGCUGUUUACUAUACCUGGCCAGAUGGAGUACACCAGAGCUGACGAGCUGACGGAUGAGGAGAAGGAAAUCAUCAACAGCGUGCUGGCUCGGGCCGAAAUGAUUGAGGCCAUGGAGCAGGAACGAAUCGGGCGUCUGGUCAACCGGUUGGACACAAUAAAGAGGACAGCUUGUGGUGAUGGCCAUUCGCAGUGCCUGCUUUGUGGCCAGCAGUUUGGCUUGAUGGGAAUCAGCUCAGUUAUGUGUGAGGAUUGCAAGAAGAACAUGUGCACCAAGUGUGGAAUUCGCAGCAACAGUCGCUCCAGCCCUGUAUGGCUGUGUAAAAUAUGCAGUGAACACAGAGAGAUGAUGAAGCGGUCUGGUGCCUGGUUCUUCAAGGGGUUGCCACAGCAGGUCUUGCCUGCACCCUUACCCAUCUCCAGACCGAAACAGUUCAGCAAUGCCAAUGCACCUGCUAAGUCUGAAGCUUUAGCCUACCAGAGCUCGACCACUCAUUCGUACGUCAAUGCACAGAAUGGAGACAGCGCCCAGCUUAACAUCAGAGGACAGCAGAUUCUAGAUAUGAAGCUUCCUGAGCAGGAAGGGCUGGCUGACAUUUCUCACAACAGUCAAACUCAGUUGAGCGGGGAGAGACAGGCUAAUCUGACAGCAGAGAAGAAGGAAGAACCUGUCAGGAGCCCUGGUUCUUUUCAGCCUUCUUAUACAAACGCGCCAAUCCAAAAAGCUGGUACUUUGGAUCACGAGAAAGUAACCCGUCAAAUCGAGAAUAGAGCACUACCUACUAUGCCACCCCCAGUUGUGAACAACACCCCCACUCGCCCGUCUGCAGAGGAGAGGGAGGACGCCGACAGCUACGACUCUGACGAUGCCACCACACUGGGUAUGUUGGAGUUUAGUCUGCUGUAUGAGGAACAAAGCAGCACUUUCUACUGCAAUAUCAUCAGAGCCAAGGGCCUCAAGCCAAUGGACUCCAACGGCCUGGCGGAUCCUUACGUCAAACUGAAUUUGCUGCCAGGUGCCAGCAAGUCUAACAAGCUUCGGACAAAGACCCUGCGCAACACCUUGAAUCCAGCUUGGAAUGAGACACUGGUCUACCACGGCAUCUCUAAUGAGGACAUGCAGAGAAAAACCCUCAGACUCUCCGUGAGUGAUGAAGACAAGUUUGGACAUAACGAGUUCAUCGGGGAAACCCGGGUGGUCCUGAAGAAGCUGAAGGUAAACCAGAAGAAGAACUUCAGUGUAUGUUUGGAGAGAGUCGUGCCGGUGAAAAGAACAGCUGCUGGAGGUGCAGCACGUGGUAUGGCCUUGUACGAAGAAGAGGUAAACGAAGGCGAGGAUUCAGAGGAAAGAGGCCGUAUUCUGGUGGCGCUCACCUACAGCAGCCAACUGGGUCGACUCAUCGUGGGUAUUGUUCGCUGUGCCCAUCUAGCUCCCAUGGACUCAAACGGCUACUCCGACCCUUAUGUGAAAAUUUGCCUGAAACCUGACAUGGGGAAAAAAGCCAAGAAUAAAACGCAGAUCAAGAAAAAGACCCUCAACCCAGAAUUUAAUGAGGAGUUCAGCUAUGAGAUCAAGCACAGCGAGCUUGCAAAGAAGGUGCUGGAUAUCACAGUCUGGGACUACGAUAUGGGAAAAGCCAAUGAUUUUAUAGGAGGCUGCCAGCUUGGGAUCACAGCUAAAGGGGAUUGCCUGAAGCACUGGUAUGAGUGCCUGAAGAACAAAGACAAGAAGAUCGAGCGCUGGCAUGUUCUGUUCAAUCAAAACAACGUCGAGGCUGACGACUGAGACACACACGUAACUGCGAUCUCAAAGAUUUGUGUUUCUCAGCAUUUAUUUUCAUUCCCCUCCUUAAAUAACUCUUUCUGUACCGAUAGCCUGACUUUGUAAACAAUAACAAUAUUGCUCUUCUUGCUUGGAAAUCUCUGUAGAUCUAUUAUGUAAUUAGUGGUUUCGAGAAUCAGAAACCGACUAUUUAUGUAUGUA
This is a messenger RNA of Trichomycterus rosablanca, 2094 nucleotides long. It is a transcript of the gene rph3aa, whose product is annotated as rabphilin 3A homolog (mouse), a. The coding region runs from base 136 to 1896 and encodes 586 amino acids. The transcript has 17 exons. Gene Ontology annotation, molecular function: small GTPase binding. The record is from RefSeq and is a predicted model, not a curated record. NCBI's taxonomy places the organism in Eukaryota, Metazoa, Chordata, Actinopteri, Siluriformes, Trichomycteridae. Gene Ontology annotation, biological process: intracellular protein transport; regulation of calcium ion-dependent exocytosis; exocytosis. Gene Ontology annotation, cellular component: synapse; neuron projection; postsynaptic membrane.